AUGACCACUGCUACCGUCACCGUCUCCACCAUUGCCACCGUGCCCGAUUCUUCGUCCAAGCAACAAAAUCCGUCUCGUUUGCUGGAGGGGCAUAGUGUUUGGGUCCAGCUCUGCCCGAAUGCUGACGCCGGGCCGGGAGCAGGUCUGUGGUCUCUGGUUUCAGAAUACUCUCUGGGUGUAGAAACUAAUAUCAAUGAAAUAGAUCUGACAUCUGGUGUAACUCCUUCUCUGAUUAACUAUUACAUCGAGUUUUGUGUCCAUCAAGUAAUUAUGAAGAACUCACCAGGUGUGUGGGUAUCUGCAUGGUGCCCAGCAGCGGACUGCGGUCCAAAGUCGAAAUCGUUUCCAAAAUCGUUGGGAGGUGGCGGGGGCACCAACCACGUGGGGAACGCAUCUUCAUCCCCCCAAGUGUUCUCUGGACUCGUCAACGGGCCGGGACCAUGCCCGAUAUUACGGCGGUGCAAAUAUCCUCCAAAGUGUCGCGUCAUAGUGGCGAGAAAAAAAACAGCACCAACAUGA
This is a messenger RNA of Gryllus bimaculatus (two-spotted cricket), 519 nucleotides long. The record is from the annotation of a GenBank genome assembly. NCBI's taxonomy places the organism in Eukaryota, Metazoa, Arthropoda, Insecta, Orthoptera, Gryllidae.